AUGCUAACUCUUUUGGUGGGUAGACUCUUCUUUGGCAAGACUAAGCUCACCCUCCGCGCGCUCGGCUCCACGCCCGAAGAAGCCCAAGCUGACGGGAUUCAUCUCCUCGCACCGUAUCUUACUGGGUCAGUCGGUUUGAUUUUUACCAAUCGUACCCCUGAAGAGAUCAAGUCUUAUUUUGAGAGCUUGACCCAAGUCGAUUUCGCGCGGGCGGGGAGCGUGGCGACGAGGGAUUUUGUGAUUCCGAAGGGGUUGGUGUAUUCCACUGGGGGGGAGGUGCCCAAGGAGCAUGACGUCCCUGUCGCGCACACGCUCGAGCCGGAGCUGAGGCGGUUGGGGGUGCCGUGCCGGAUGGUGAAGGGGAAGGUUUGCUUGGGGGUUGAUGAGGAGGGGAAUGGGUUCCAGGAGGAGGGGUAUACUGUCUGUAAAGAGGGGGAGGUGCUGGAUAGUCGGCAGACGAGGUUGUUGAAGCUGUUUAGUGUUUGUAUGGCGGAGUUCAAGGUUGAGCUGUUGGCGGUUUGGAAGGCGGCUGGGGGGGAGGUGGAGGUUAUGGAGGGGGCGAGGGAGUAUAUUGAGAGGAAGAGGGAGGAGGCGAAGAGUGCGGGGAAGAAGAAGAAGGGUUCUUCGGGUGCUGGGGAUGUUGUGAUGGGGGGUGAGGAUGAUGAGGAGGAGGAGGAGGAUAGCGAGUAA
Messenger RNA from Podospora anserina S mat+, 690 nucleotides. RefSeq lists its product as uncharacterized. Gene Ontology annotation, molecular function: RNA binding. Gene Ontology annotation, cellular component: preribosome, large subunit precursor; nucleolus. The record is from RefSeq and is a predicted model, not a curated record. The transcript has a single exon. NCBI's taxonomy places the organism in Eukaryota, Fungi, Ascomycota, Sordariomycetes, Sordariales, Podosporaceae. Bases 1 to 690 code for a protein of 229 amino acids. Gene Ontology annotation, biological process: ribosomal large subunit biogenesis; nuclear-transcribed mRNA catabolic process; rRNA processing.